AUGGUUACAAAAGGAAAUCCUGGGGACAAUAGGAAUAAUAGGAGUUCAAUUUCUAUUUUCAUCAUAGUUGGCUUGUGUGGUUUCUUCUAUAUAUUGGGUUUGUGGCAACGGAGUGGUUUUGGAAAGGGAGAUAGCAUAGCUGUUGAGAUUACUAAGCAUACAGAUUGCAGUGUCCUCUCUGAUCUAAACUAUGAGACUCACCAUGAUGAUGAUGGAAUUGAUGGUUCUGACGCACAAAUCAAGGAGUUCAAGCCGUGUGAUGAUCACUACAUUGAUUACACCCCUUGUCAUGAUCAAGCACGGGCAAUGACAUUUCCCCGAGAAAACAUGGCCUAUAGAGAAAGACACUGUUUUCCUGAUGAAGAAAAGUUGCAUUGUCUCAUACCGGCCCCCAAAGGAUAUGCAACACCAUUUCCAUGGCCCAUGAGUCGUGAUUAUGUACCAUAUGCAAAUGCGCCUUACAAGAGCUUGACAGUUGAGAAGGCUGUGCAGAAUUGGAUACAAUAUGAAGGGAAUGUUUUCAGGUUCCCUGGUGGUGGAACGCAGUUUCCUAAUGGAGCUGAUGCUUACAUAGAUGAACUUGCAUCUGUUAUUCCAUUGGACAAUGGGAUGAUUAGAACUGCAUUAGAUACUGGUUGUGGGGUUGCUAGUUUUGGUGCAUACCUGUUUAAGAAAAAUGUUAUUACUAUGUCCAUUGCACCAAGAGACUCUCAUGAAGCACAAGUUCAAUUUGCUUUAGAAAGAGGCGUUCCAGCAAUCAUUGGUGUUCUUGGAACAAUAAUGCUUCCCUUCCCUUCUGGAGCUUUCGAUAUGGCACAUUGUUCUCGCUGCUUGAUUCAAUGGGGUUCAAAUGAUGGAAUGUACAUGAAGGAAGUUGACCGGGUUCUUAGACCUGGUGGUUACUGGAUAUUGGCUGGUCCUCCCAUCAACUGGAAAACUAACUUUCGUGCAUGGCAACGUCCUGAUUAUGAGCUUGAGGAGGAGCAACGGCAGAUUGAGAAUAAUGCUAAACUUUUAUGCUGGGAAAAGAAAUAUGAGAAGGGUGAAAUAGCGAUCUGGAGAAAAAAAUUGCAAAGUGGUGAUUGCGUUGAACAAGAUACUCAACCUACAAUGUGUGAAACCACAAAUUCUGAUGAUGUCUGGUACAAGAAAAUGGAAAAUUGUGCAACUCUUACUAAAUCUACUGGUUCAUGGAAGCCAUUCCAGGAGAGACUCAAUGAUGUUCCUUCCAGAAUUACCAGUGGAUCUGUUCCUGGUGUAUCUGCGGAAGCAUUUGAAGAGGACAACCGAUUAUGGAAGAAGCAUGUGAAUGCAUACAAACGGAUCAACAAAAUCAUUAGCUCAGGGAGGUAUCGCAACAUAAUGGACAUGAAUGCUGGUCUGGGAAGUUUUGCUGCCGCACUGGAAUCACCCAAAUUAUGGGUUAUGAAUGUUGUGCCCACAAUUGCUGAGAAAGCUAACCUGGGUGUUAUAUUUGAGCGUGGAUUGAUUGGCAUUUAUCACGACUGGUGUGAAGCCUUCUCCACAUAUCCGAGGACAUAUGACCUUAUCCAUGCAAAUGGUGUUUUCAGCUUGUACAAAAAUGUAUGUAAUGCAGAAGACAUUCUGUUGGAGAUGGACCGUAUACUACGGCCUGAAGGAGCAGUGAUAUUCCGAGAUCAAGCCGAUGUGCUAAUGAAGGUGAAAAGAAUUGUGAAAGGAAUGAGAUGGAAUACCAAAAUGGUGGAUCAUGAGGAUGGUCCACUGGUUUCAGAGAAGGUGUUGUUUGCUGUCAAGAAGUAUUGGGUUGCAGGUGACAACACUACGAGCUCAGAGUGA
This is a messenger RNA of Sphenostylis stenocarpa, 1818 nucleotides long. Lineage: Eukaryota; Viridiplantae; Streptophyta; Magnoliopsida; Fabales; Fabaceae. The record is from the annotation of a GenBank genome assembly.